AUGGCUAUGACCCAACGACUUCUGUAUUUGUAUUCAACAGUGCAAGGAGCAUGGUCCACCUGGUCGUCAUGGUCGACCUGUAGCCCGGACUGCGUACACCACCGACGUAGGUCAUGUGAUAACCCGGAACCUACAUAUGGGGGUCAAUAUUGUGACGGCAGCGACUUGGAUUCCAACAAUUGUACCAGUGGCAUGUGUCGAGAUGGAGGUGCUGUAGUGCUUGUCAACCCCACUGACCCUGGGGAAGCAGAAGACUCUAACAAUAUGGCAAUGUAUAUCGGUGUCUGCGUAGCAUUUGCUGUGUGUAUAACUGUGGUGGUUAUACUAGUGUUGAUAAUACGAAGACGAAACAUACAAAAUCAAGGGGUCUUUGACAUGGACCCUACAGGAGAUGGAAAUCUCCCUCCGUUGGAAAAUGAUGAGAAAAAGGCAUCAAAGAACUGCCACGAUAUGGUGUCUGUUCAGCCUGAUUUGACGCAAACAGUGGUCAGUAUACGUCCAGCCAACGUCGACUCACCAAACAACAACAUUGAACCAACAGUCGACAAGACAGCCUCAAUGAGCAACAAGUCUCAGCAGCUGGCACAGACCCUAUCAAAAGGGGGCAGCAAGCAUGGCCCUGGUGACCACCUAUUGACAGAGAAUCCCCUUGGUGGCUCCAUGGAGAAGUUAGCCAUCAAAUCGCAUCCCAAGAACACAAUGUCCAUGAGUUCAAGCAUGUCAAUGAACCAGAGGCCAAUCUCAAACGGAGAUGUCCAGUCAGCCAGUCGGUUAUCACUCAUGUCCACCCAGUUACCAUGCAACAUCGAAGCUGAUGCCGUCAUCUGGGGCACGUUUACACACACUGGUGGACGACUGUGCCUCAAUGAAUCAGGUGUGAGUCUAACUGUUCCCGAAGGUGCCAUUUGUAAAGGAGAUAGUGAAGAGGUGUUCCUGGCCGUAUGUAGAGAUGAUAAAGACAGACCUAAAUUAACAGACAAACAGACAAUACUCAGUCCAGUAAUUCUGUGCGGACCCACAAGUGUAUUACUGAAGAAACCUGUUGUUAUAUCGUUCCAACAUUGCGCCAACAUGCGGCAGGGUGCCUGGAUAUUGUCAGUCUACAACUGCGACACACCCAUAGAUGAAGCUUCAUAUUGGACAAAACUUGUUACCCUCGGCCAAGAGACAAUCAACACCCCUAUAUACACCCAGCUCGACCCAAACCAUUGCCACAUAAUGACUGAACAGCUCCACCGUUAUACACUCAUAGGCGAGUCAGUGCCUGGAGGUCGUGCGAUUAAAAUUCUGCGUCUUGUCGCCUUUGCACCCGCUAUGCCACCCUCAAUGGAUUACAGCAUCAGGGUUUACGUUGUGGAGGAUACCCAAGAUGCGUUGGAGGGUGUCAUCCAAGUUGAGAGGAAGCUAGGUGGGCGCCUCCUCGACAAACCAAAACAGAUUCCAUUCCAAGAUGGCGGAAAUAACCUGUGUCUUACUAUUGAAGAACUUUCCUCUGGAUGGAGAAGUAAAUUAGCUGCUAAUUACCAGGAAAUUCCGUUCCGCCAUAUCUGGAGUGGUAACCAGAACAACCUCCACUGCUCGUUCUCCCUGGAACUCCUCGACAGAUCCCAACACAAGAUCAGUUGUAAGAUCCAAGUUUACCAGAAAGCUAUUCUCAGUAACAGGCAACUUCUUCAUGUUUUCACAAAUCUCAAAGACAUCACGACAUCUUCAAAUUCUAACGAAACCUCCACCCUGAAGUCACCCAGACAAACAGCAUCGACGACUGCGAUCACUGAUUUACAUAAACCCCGUCACGUAACCACUGCUAUCUACGCAACAGAUCCUCAACAGAGAGCGUUUAGAUUUCCUGCCCAUAUUCGGAACCAAUUGUGCCUCUUGCUGAAUUCACCCAAUGCCCGCGGCAAUGACUGGCGGAUGUUGGCGCAGGCAUUGACUGUUGACAGGUACAUAAAUUACUUUGCAACGAAGCAAAGUCCAACGGAACACAUCCUCGAUCUCUGGGAGGCCCGGCACCGAGAGGACACAGCUGUCACAGACCUGAUGAACAUUUUACGUACAAUGAGACGCAUGGAUGCGGCAGCCGUGCUCGAGAAUGACUCUGGGGCUUGGUUAUGAACAACAACAACAACAACAAGGGACUAUUACAGCAACUACUAUUACAACUACUACUAUUACUAUUAAUACUACAACAAUAUUACAAUGUACAAAUAACAAGAUGUUGGCCUCUGGGAAGAGGAUGAUAUAUAUACAGACUUGAGAGGAGUGUGAAUGGGAUGAUGUAUAUACACACAAAUUAUUGUAUGUGUUUGUGUAUAUAAAUAUAUAUGUGUGUGUGUG
Molecule: messenger RNA, 2340 nt
Organism: Octopus sinensis (East Asian common octopus)
Lineage: Eukaryota; Metazoa; Mollusca; Cephalopoda; Octopoda; Octopodidae
Product: netrin receptor UNC5C
Exons: 13
Coding region: 1-2118 (705 amino acids)
Biological process (GO): motor neuron axon guidance; netrin-activated signaling pathway
Cellular component (GO): membrane
Molecular function (GO): protein binding; netrin receptor activity
Source: RefSeq, a predicted model, not a curated record